Molecule: messenger RNA, 660 nt
Organism: Vitis vinifera (wine grape)
Lineage: Eukaryota; Viridiplantae; Streptophyta; Magnoliopsida; Vitales; Vitaceae
Product: anther-specific proline-rich protein APG-like
Exons: 2
Coding region: 1-660 (219 amino acids)
Source: RefSeq, a predicted model, not a curated record
AUGGCGCGAACACGAGGGGCUAAAUCUUCAUCUCCUUCGAAUCGCAAGAAGAGUCUGCGAAAGGAGCCAGUUCCAAAUUCUGCUCCAAAGCCUUCGCAGCCGAAAACAAUUCCUCCUCCGGUGAAGCCAGCGCCGCCAAAGCCUCUGGCAAAACGUUACCUUACCAGGUCAGGAGGUCGUACACUGCAAAAGAGACCCAGGGUGCAGAGCUCAGAACCCAUCGAUUUGAAUGAGCAAUCUCCAGAGCCUUCACCAAUUCCAUCACCGGUUCCAACUCCAGUUCCCUCGCCGAGUCCCGUGUCAGUUCCGUCGUCGGUGCCAUCUCCGGCGCUGCAAGAAAAAUCUCAAGAGCCUCAAGCGCCACUUCCUGAGCCCCAAAUUCCAUCAAAAACAGCUCUGGAAGAAGUAAUCAGGCGGCCAAUGCUACCUCAGCCCCCAAUUGAGGGAAACUUGGAUUGUAGAGCUCGGCCAUUCCAUUCCGAGCUAUGCUUCGACUUACCGGCAUUUAGAGUGAGGCCGGAGCUUGCCCAAUCAUUCCAACUGCUGAGGAGGACCCGAGGGGCCUUUGCGGCCCCUUCACAGAGUUGCACUCCGAGGCAGAGAGCCUCCUCUGCUCGGGUGCCUCGUGGUUCUCCAUCUCAGGCCACGGAGGCCCCGUAG